This is a messenger RNA of Suillus fuscotomentosus, 1283 nucleotides long. Its product is annotated as nucleophile aminohydrolase. The record is from RefSeq and is a predicted model, not a curated record. Gene Ontology annotation, cellular component: proteasome core complex. Lineage: Eukaryota; Fungi; Basidiomycota; Agaricomycetes; Boletales; Suillaceae. Bases 77 to 844 code for a protein of 255 amino acids. The transcript is spliced from 7 exons.
GGCCUGGGAGUCAGACUGGACCCGACCGUCUCUAUUAACUCUUUUGACCACCAACUCAAGCUUGCCCACCUUCUAAAUGACCAUACCUGACAUGGACUCAGUCGCUCAUCCUCAGGAGAGGCGGUUCAACCCUUACACAGAAAAUGGUGGUACAAUCCUCGCUAUUGCCGGUGCAGAUUUCAGUGUUAUUGCUGGCGACACACGACAGAGCGAAGGAUAUUCAAUUCAAACGCGAUAUGCACCAAAGGUAUUUCGAUUAACCGAUCGCGCAGUGCUGGCUGUGAACGGGUUCGCAGCAGAUGGCAAUAUGUUUGUGAAGAAAGUGAAGCAACGUCUGGAGUGGUACCGUCACGCCCAUGCGAAAGAUAUGCCCCUACGGGCAAUAGCAAGAUUAAUUCAAACGAUGCUUUAUGGGCGUCGCUUCUUUCCCUACUAUGUAUAUAACAUUUUGGGUGGCGUCGAGGAGGAUGGCACUGGCGCCGUGUAUUCGUUUGACCCCGUGGGCUCGUAUGAACGAGAGGCCUGCCGUGCUGCAGGUGCUGCUCAGUCAUUAGUCCAGCCGUUCCUGGACAACCAGAUUUACUUCAAGAAUCAACAAGCUGCACCGGGGACCUCGCAUCCGUCGCAUCUACCACUAGAGACCGUCUUGUCGAUAGUAAUCGACUCAUUCACGAGCGCGACUGAGCGCCACAUUGAAGUCGGUGACGGCCUUGAAAUCUUCAUCGCACUCGCCAAAGGACGUACUCUACAGGGCAUGGAAAGCAUCCGGGGUCUGCAAGAGUUAACCGUGACGGAAGAUGGCGAACGCUUGUUUGUUAUGAGGAGGGAUUUGAAGAAAGAUUAAAUCGCUUGUAUUCUAUAUAACCCUCCCUCGCUGAUUGCAUUUUGUUGUUGUCUUGACAUCGACAGUGAAUACAUUCUUUGAGUAUGUACGGAAUGCAAACGGAAACACCGAGUUGCUGUACUGAUCACAAAACCUAUGCAGCUGAUUCCGCAAUUAGUACGUGUAAGAAUUUUGCGUGACGACAUGCCACGACCGUCUGAUGGUCUGAUCUGCCCGGUUGGGCACUGCGAGCAAUUAGGUGGGACGUCAAGCAGUGACUGCAGCAUGGUGGCAAUCAUCGUCGGAAAAUUGGCGCCCAAUGACAUGGGUGAACUUGUGGUGAACUAAUGUUACCAAACACAGUCUCAGAGAAACCCGCGUUUACGUGAGUUAUUCACAUGGAUGAUGGAACCCUCUCCCAGUGUCGGCGAUAAAAUUAUUAAGAUGUGAAACAAAGACU